Sciurus carolinensis (gray squirrel) is the source of this 7084-nucleotide messenger RNA. It is a transcript of the gene Mbnl1, whose product is annotated as muscleblind like splicing regulator 1. The transcript has 7 exons. Bases 233 to 979 code for a protein of 248 amino acids. The record is from RefSeq and is a predicted model, not a curated record. Gene Ontology annotation, molecular function: metal ion binding. NCBI's taxonomy places the organism in Eukaryota, Metazoa, Chordata, Mammalia, Rodentia, Sciuridae.
GUUUGUUGUUGGCCAAGUUUACAGGGCGGAAGACGCCCUGCAUGAGAAGGCUGCUGCCGCCGCUUGUUCUUCUGCUGCUGCUUUUUUUUUUCCACCGUUUUGUAGUGCGUCACUCAAAACUGUAAGAAAAGGUCGUUGCUCCAGGGAGAACUGCAAGUAUCUUCACCCACCCCCACACUUAAAAACGCAGUUGGAGAUCAAUGGGCGCAAUAACUUGAUUCAGCAGAAGAACAUGGCCAUGUUGGCCCAGCAGAUGCAACUAGCCAACGCCAUGAUGCCCGGCACCCCGCUGCAGCCUGUGCCAAUGUUUUCAGUUGCACCCAGCUUAGCCACCAAUGCAUCAGCAGCCUUUAAUCCCUACCUGGGACCUGUGUCCCCCAGCCUGGUUCCAGCAGAGAUCUUGCCGACGGCACCCAUGUUGGUUACUGGGAAUCCUGGAGUGCCCGUGCCUGCAGCUGCCGCGGCUGCCGCACAGAAGCUGAUGCGGACGGACAGACUGGAGGUGUGUCGAGAGUACCAGCGUGGCAACUGCAACCGAGGAGAGAACGACUGCCGGUUUGCCCACCCUGCCGACAGUACGAUGAUUGACACCAACGACAACACGGUCACCGUCUGUAUGGAUUACAUCAAAGGGCGAUGCUCGCGGGAAAAGUGCAAAUACUUUCACCCUCCUGCCCAUCUGCAAGCCAAGAUCAAGGCUGCCCAAUACCAGGUCAACCAGGCUGCAGCGGCACAGGCCGCAGCGACCGCAGCGGCCAUGACUCAGUCGGCUGUCAAAUCACUGAAGCGACCCCUCGAGGCAACCUUUGACCUGGGAAUUCCUCAAGCUGUUCUUCCCCCAUUACCAAAGAGGCCUGCUCUUGAAAAAACCAACGGUGCCACCGCAGUCUUUAACACUGGCAUUUUCCAGUACCAACAGGCUCUGGCCAACAUGCAGUUACAGCAGCACACGGCGUUCCUCCCGCCAGCUAUUUUAUGAUACUUCUCUGCUGUAAGACCCCUUUGCCUUCAUGAUUCCGUAGGAGUUCAUUUGAAUAAUAUGAAAUGAUUCAUUUUGAUCAUUUUUCAGCAUUUUUGUUUUCAAAGUGGGCAAUAGAAAAACCGAUCAUGUGUUUCAGAGCUCCAAAAACAUGCUUUUCUUAGUACCAAUGGGUACCCUGCUCAAAGUCAUCAUUGCUCACAAGCUGUCAUGGGGAGAGCCCCAUGUGACAGCAGCAUUGAUUUAUUAUUGUGGUGUAGAGGUGUGAUUCCAGUUCACCUCCUGCUUCUCUCACAGACACACUCUGCAGCCAUUCACACGGACCAAGGGCUGGAAACACAGGCUAGCAGCUCAUCUACACACGGGGGAGUUUGCCGCUUUCACACACUCAGGGUUCAUUUCAGAGGAUUCAUACUAAACUCUGUAAUCUGCAGGUUAACCAGACAAGCACUCCAAAUCUGAUUUUCCUCUUUACUUCUUAACCUUUACUUUAAAAAAUACCACAAGCCUUAGAGAUUUUAAUCAAUAAAAUAAUUUUACUGAUUUAAUCAGUGCCCAGGUGUUUAUGUCAAAGAUUCAGUCCCUUCUACCAUAUUGGCAGUGUGUUGGGUUUAUAAUGCUAGGAGAGAAUGCCAAACUUUGUUUUUCAUUUGCUACCAAAAGAAUGUACUCACGUUAACUUUUACUGGUUAGCACAACUUUUAUAUAGCACAUCUUUGAAAACUGGCAGUCCACCUGUAGUAAGAGUCAGUUAGCUAGAAUAUUGUGUCCCCUGCACAAUGAACAAAAUGAUAUUUAUACUCAUGAAAUAGCAUCUAUUCAGUUGCAGUUUUUCCCUAUUAAAUAGAAAGAAAACAAAUUUGGUUUAUAGCAUAUUUGUCAUAUUCUGAGGGAAAAUUCACAUUUUAUGCCUUUGUUGCAACGUAUAUAGUUUUUGGACACUUCUAGAAAUUAAUCUUCUUGCUUCUUGAUAAGUUUCUCUGUCCCUAGAUUUUUGCUGUUUCCAACAAACAAUCCAUCAAAUUUUAUGAACUCAGAUCACUCAACAAAGUCUGAAGGGAUUGUAGGUGACUGUCACAUAAUCUCUUUGAAGCAACUUUUAAUUUGUCAGUUUACUUCACAGAAUAAAACAUUAUCAUUAGAAAUGACAGUUUCCCUAUUUAAAAUCUAAAAAUGAAAACAAAUUUAUCUUCUUCCAUAUGUUAUUUAAAGGGAACUGAAAGAACCUGUCUCCUCAGACGAGUUCUGCCUUAGUUUCUGCAACAGCAUUCAGCUGGUGCUCUUCUGAGCGGAGCCAUCAGAGUGUGAGACGUGUGACCCUAGAUUAUGACAUCAGUGUCUCCCUUGUUAGCCUGUGGAUAGAGCAAGGUAAGGUACAGAGAGAUGUUAGGAAAGGGUCAGGUCAGGGCUGGGGCUGGGGCUCAGUGGUAGGGCACUCACCUACCACUAGCUUGCGUGAGGCGCUGGGUUCGAUCCUCAGCACUGCAUAUAAAUGAAUGAAUAAAAUAAAGGUCCAUCAACAACUAAAAAAAAAAUAUAAAAAAAAGAAAGGGUCAAGGCAGGGAAAACAGCAAACACAUUCAUAAACCAGAAUUCGAACAUCCCUCGGUUCUUGAAAGUUAAGCAUUGCUAAUUGAAAUAAAAUGUGCUACAGUAUCUUGAGAAAUUAGGAUGGAGUUAUACUUUUCAUUUAUGAUGUAUUUUGUAUCAGGGAUAGUGAGUUCUGGAUGUUUGUAGUUAAAGUUUAUAAUUAAUAUAAAACUGUUUCCAGAGUAAUAUAAAAUAGCAUUUAUUUGCAACCAAGUUUUAAAGUGCUAAAGCUUCAGGUUAACCUCUUUAUUACUCACAUAACUGGAAGUAGGUAGCUGCCUUUGUGAGUCUUUAAAAAUGCUUUCGCUCUGACAAGUGUGCCUGAGUGAGUUCAACGUGGGCAGCGCACCCUUAUUCUGCCAGAGCUCUGUGUCAGUCAGAAAGGACAGCGUAACCCGAGACCGGCAGGCAGCAGCCCGCCCGAGGGAGGGCUGAGUCAACAGUAACGGGAGAUCAGUGUAUUUCAUCCCAGUAGCAUGAAGCAGGGCUGCUAAGUCCUCACGGCAGGUGACUGCACACAGGGAGGUUGCUGGCAGACCGUCAUGGUGCAGUGUCAGUCCAACCAGGUGACUAAGAAAUGACCACGUACCAUGACUUUUAAGAACAGAGGAGGUCUCGGUAGCAUCUGCCCAGCUAAGCCCCGGGCAUACAGGCAUCCCUGCUGUCCAUCCCUCCAUCCGUCUGCUCUUCCAUCGCUCCUUCAGUCCCAGCUCCCUUUCCCUCUCCUCUCUUUGGCCUUCCCUCCAUCUUUCCCUUCAUUCAGUCAGCAGACCCUGAUCUUACGCCUUGCCAUGCCGUGUGUCCACGUCCACUCGCAGCUCUAGGGGAAGGUCUAGGACGCAGACAUGUUCAGAGAGAGUCUCAGUGUGAAUCCUGUGGGAGGCGCAGAUGCUCCGCACGCCCGCACUCCUGGCUGCUUCUCACCUUUUUCAAGGACACUCCUAUUUUGUGGUCACACUGAGUCGCCUGUGCUCCAUGCUUCACCUACAUUAUCUCGUUUUUUCCUGCCAGCAACCUCAAAAGAUGGCCGUAACACUCCAGGUUUAACAGUGAGCUGUCCAGGGCCAACAGAGGCCCAGCAGUUUGCUUAUUACAGAAGUACAUACAGAAUGACUCAGGAGAAGGGGACCAGCUCUUACUACUCACCUAAAUCCUUGCAUAAUGUCUCACAUCCUCCAUUUUAUUUAAAGAUAAAUAUUAUAUGAAAUUCACAUUGAAUUUUUUUUUUCAAUUUUAAGUGUAUACUGCUCUUUUUUUGAAGUGUUCACCCUUUAGGACUCAAUUGAUUAUUGAUACAGUUUGUGCAUAAUCUAGGGCCUACUUCUGAUGUAGGUAUGAAUUUAAUUUCACCCUAUAAUGAGAGUAUGUCAGAAAUAUCGUUUUAUUUACAUGGUUUCUUUUUCUUGAAUUUAAAUCCAGUGCAACUCUCAACUCCAGGUUGUCUUCCUGGGGAGUAACAGGCAUCUCAGGCCUCCUCUCCGAUGUCCGUCCUCCUUGCUCCUGGUCCCAGGGUGGACCUGUGCAGUCCCCUGACAUCAGCUGGCCCCCCUUUCCAUUCUUCAGCCACCAGGGCUCCCCGCUGAUGCUCUCAGUGCAGGCGGCCAGAGCUCUCUAAGACAGGUCCCAGGUCUGAGCCUGCCAGGCCCCAGCCCCUGCCCUUCAGGACCUGCCCCUCGCAGGCUGUAGUGAGAGCAUGGGCUUCCUGCACACGCACACUGCCCUGGCCCCCUUAGAGCCUUGAGGACAUCCGUGUUCUCCGCCCCCCAGUGCCAUCUCUGCCUGCCUGCUGUCUCAGAAGCACACCUGUCUUCUCUGUCCCUGACCACACGUCCCUCCGUCAGCGUGGGCUGUGGCUCAUGUUACCACUACUAGAAAUAGGAACCCAGAAGGCCAGGGAACUUCCUUAGGUGGUGGGGAGGUGGAGUGGUGGGGAGAUAAAAGACAAGGCAAAGAUUUCCAGCUUGUUGCUUUUAUUAUAAUUAGUAAAUGUAAAUACAAUUAUUUAUAAUUACAUAAUUAUAUAAUCAAUAAAAGUUUAUAAUAAAAAGUAGAAGGUGCUGCUUACUUUGGAUAACUCAGUCUUGAUAAUUCAAUUGGCUGUGAGUUUUUACUCCUAAAAUGAUAUGCAUUAAUUUUAGGAGAUCUUAAGUCAGCUUCAUGAUUCUCACAAUAAACCUAAAGAGGCCUGAAUUAUUACACGGAAAUUUCAGCUUCCCAGCAAAGCCCUGUUACAGUUCUUUUUCUUUCUUCUACUUCUUUCUUUUCUCCUUAAAGUACUUUUAACUGUGCAUACAUUCCAUUUUAAAUUAGCAUGCUGUUGUUUUUCCUGCAUCUUCACACACAUCAAUUAAAAAUAUAAUUUAAAAAAUUGUGUAACUAAAACAGCACAUUCCACAGAAACACACCAUUCUGCUGCACAAAGAUCUUUGUAGAGGAAAUUGGAGAUUGAUAAAUACAUUCACUUAAAUUUUGCCUUGUACUGAAAAGCAAGGAAAAAACUUAAAUUGGCUAUUAUAGUGCAUCUUUAUUAGUAAAUGAAACCAUUUGAAGUAAAGAUGAAUAUUAUGGUCAUUUCCAAAAUGCUUUUUGCUCAUGGUAAGUGGGUCCUACAGCAUUAUGUCUCCAUAUCUGUGAGUUUUUUGCACCCUGGCUAGUAUUUUCAUUGCUGCCUUAUGUUUAUUUGCUGCAAAUUCCCCUCAGAACUGUGUGCACUGGUUUUAAUGGUAAUGAGGAAGACAGUCAAAUGAAAGUGGAACACUCUAGGUUCUAGCGAGAUGGUGGAAGGUCACCUCCUUUCCAUGGGCAGACUUACUCACGCAGGGUGGGAUACACAGGCAGAUUGCAGCAUAGCGGUAAACGGUCAGUUUAGAAGGGCCAACCUGCACCGGAUUAAACUGGCUUUAGGAUUCCUUAAAUACCAGGUUACUCUUCCCUUCAGCUUUUCUUUCCCAGUCCUCCUGCCCUACCACUAGGGGAAGAGGGUUUCACAAAAGCUAGACCUGGUAUUCAGUUUUGCUUGCUCUCCUGUUUCUGAUCACCUUCAUUCUUGUUAUUGGCUUGUCUCCGUUGCCUUUCACAAGUCUGGGACUCAGUAGUAGUAGCAAACACCAGGGUCGUCCCAUGUCUUAAAGAGUACCUGCUCUAUCACGGUACUCCUCCUGAAGGGGUGCUACCCUCCACCAUCCUGGGCCUGAUCACUGAUCCUGUGGCCACCGUCUAAUUGUGAACAUAGACUAAUUGCAGCUGGAACAGGAGGGCCAGUUAAGUGUCCCCACUUCAGCUGGCUCUCAGCGGCAGCUUUGUUUUAUAAGGCCACCUCUCACAAAGCUCAGUUGGCAGAUUUUUUCUCUGACAAAUGUUCAUCCCAGAUGCUGCUAGUAUUUAAACAGGAUGUGCCAAGAUUUAGAUAGAAAUAUAAAAUCAUUUGAUAUUUUGAAGCCUAGAAAUCUAAAAUAAUCUCACAGAAAGAACAGUAGAUCUCCAUAUGGGAAAGUGCCCUGCUCUUGGUAAAAAUAAAUAGAUUUUCAAUAUUUAUAUGUCAGAAAGAACAGGAGCUAUACGUGGAGCAUUUAUUUUUACUUACCAUGGUCAAACAAUUGUGAACAUCAGUGCUGACACCCUAUAUGUGAUGCAUGCAUCUUCAUUAUCUCCCGUUCAGGGGUCUGUUGAAGUCUAAUUAGCAAUUUCUUAUGUGUGGAAUUUUGUAAAACAUUGACUACUCCAAGAAGUCUUGAUCAGGCUCUAAACCAGCAGUGAAAUCCAGGUUCUUUUCCCAGACACCUACCAAGGAAACCCAUUGGAGACUCCAUUGGAGACUUAAAAUAAAUCCCCUUCCCUCCGUUAGUGCUUUUUCUACAUUUUAAUUCCAAAGUAAGGCAAUAAAGAAGUUUCGCUUUCUUUUUAUGUAUAAUUGAUUGCUUGCUAUCCCUCCAAAUAAGAUUUCUGUAGGAUGAUCGUAGCCCCUGUGGGUCUGUGUGGUUGCUGCGUCAGUGGACAGAGGGGAAAAGCUCAGGGAAUUAAAGUGAAUGUUUUGGUCUUGUUACAUUGUUCAGUCAGUUUUUGUGCAUUAAUAUUUAGCAUUUUAGUAAUACAUAAUACCUCGAAUUAUUUAGCAUGUGUUCGAUCUAAAGAAAACGUCAAUAUAUUCAUAUGUCAGAGUCAGAAAUAGCAAACAGCCAGAUGGCUAGGAACCAGAUUCAAGCAAAGCCAAUUAAAAUAUUAUUUUAAAAAGAAUUAAGCAGGUUUAAGUUUUUCCAAAAUACUUUAUUUCUAGGUGGUAAUUAAGAGAAACAAAGUGUCCUGGCACACAGUUAACUGGCCUUUAUUCUUCCCUGGAGACUAGUUCUGAUUGAGCACUGUGCUGUUGUGUGAUUUGAUUGUGCUGACAGUUACAUGCCACUGUCCCAUAAUAACAGUUUUUCUUCUUUGUUCAAAUGGAUUUCCUAAUGACACGUGUGAUGGGAUGUCUUAAUUCUUUUCCCUUUUCAAAUCCACCUUCCUGUUGCAAUGCAUGAU